GCGGCCGUGGGCGGGGCUUCCGGCGCGUCGCGGCGCCUUCCGGCCGAGCGCGAGGGCUCUGCCGGCUUCUGACAUGAAGUGUAUGUGCAGUACUGGGGUUUCCACCCAAGGCCUGUGUACAACAGCCCUCUGGACCCAGAGGUUAGACCCGUGUGACACUCACCAUGCAGACGCUCCUUCACAUCCUCUGGCUUAUUCUGGCCUGUGGCUCUGUGCACACUACCCUGUCAAAGUCAGAUGCCAAAAAAGCUGCUUCCAAGACGCUGUUGGAGAAGACUCAGUUUGCAGAUAAGCCUGUCCAAGAUCGGGGUCUGGUGGUGACGGACCUCAAAGCUGAGGUCGUAGUUCUUGAGCAUCGCAGCUACUGCUCGGCGAGGGCCCGGGAGCGAAACUUUGCUGGAGACGUUCUAGGUUAUGUCACUCCGUGGAACAGCCAUGGGUAUGACAUUGCCAAGGUCUUUGGGAGCAAGUUCACGCAUAUCUCACCAGUCUGGCUACAGCUGAAGAGACGUGGCCGUGAGAUGUUUGAGGUUACAGGCCUCCACGACGUGGACCAAGGAUGGAUGCGAGCUGUCAGGAAGCAUGCCAAGGGCCUACACAUAGGUGAGUCCAGCAGGCCUGGAGCACCUCGGCUUCUGUUUGAGGGCUGGACUUACGAUGACUUCCGCAACGUCCUAGACAAUGAAGAUGAAAUAGAAGAGCUCAGCAAGACUGUGGUCCAGGUGGCAAAGAACCAGCAUUUUGAUGGCUUUGUGGUGGAGGUGUGGAGCCAGCUGCUGAGCCAGAAGCAUGUGGGCCUCAUCCACAUGCUUACCCACCUGGCUGAGGCACUGCAUCAGGCCCGGCUGCUGACCAUCUUGGUCAUUCCACCUGCCGUCACCCCUGGGACCGACCAGCUGGGCAUGUUCACCCACAAGGAGUUUGAGCAGCUGGCCCCGGUGUUGGAUGGCUUCAGCCUCAUGACCUACGACUACUCCACGUCGCAGCAGCCUGGCCCUAACGCCCCGCUGUCCUGGGUUCGAGCCUGUGUCCAGGCUCUGGACCCCAAGUCCAAGUGGCGGAGCAAGAUUCUCCUGGGGCUUAACUUCUAUGGCAUGGACUAUGCAGCCUCCAAGGAUGCCCGUGAGCCUGUCAUUGGGGCCAGCAAUCCUGUGGGUCUGGCCCAAGGUUGGCCUCCCGCAGAGCACUCUGACCUGGGAGCUGUGAGGCUGGCUGGCUCCUGCACCCACACCCUGUUCCUCCAGGUACAUCCAGACGCUGAAGGACCACAGGCCCCGUAUGGUGUGGGACAGCCAGGCUGCAGAGCACUUCUUCGAGUACAAGAAGUGAGUGGGGCAGGAACCGUGGCGGAAGGCACGUCGUCUUCUACCCAACUUUAAAGUCCCUGCAGGUGCGGCUGGAGCUGGCCAGAGAGCUGGGUGUCGGGGUCUCCAUCUGGGAGCUGGGCCAGGGCCUGGACUACUUCUACGACCUGCUGUAGACUGGGCAGCAGUUCCAAGGCAGCGUGGACUCUCUUAGUCACAGAGCGACUGGUUGAGUGAAAUACAGGCCUCUGCCGCUUGCUGUGA
Messenger RNA from Marmota monax (woodchuck), 1568 nucleotides. RefSeq names its product chitinase domain containing 1 (gene Chid1). NCBI's taxonomy places the organism in Eukaryota, Metazoa, Chordata, Mammalia, Rodentia, Sciuridae. Gene Ontology annotation, biological process: carbohydrate metabolic process. The coding region runs from base 165 to 1379 and encodes 404 amino acids. Gene Ontology annotation, molecular function: chitin binding; oligosaccharide binding. The record is from RefSeq and is a predicted model, not a curated record. Gene Ontology annotation, cellular component: extracellular region. The transcript is spliced from 14 exons.